Diuraphis noxia (Russian wheat aphid) is the source of this 1470-nucleotide messenger RNA. RefSeq lists its product as uncharacterized. Gene Ontology annotation, molecular function: DNA-binding transcription factor activity, RNA polymerase II-specific; RNA polymerase II cis-regulatory region sequence-specific DNA binding. Gene Ontology annotation, biological process: regulation of transcription by RNA polymerase II. Lineage: Eukaryota; Metazoa; Arthropoda; Insecta; Hemiptera; Aphididae. The record is from RefSeq and is a predicted model, not a curated record. Gene Ontology annotation, cellular component: nucleus.
UUUAGGAAUUUAGGAUUUUAUUAAUUGUAAUUUAUAUCAUUUAAUUAAUAUUUUAUUGUUAUACUAAAUCAUGAUUCGUGGUGCUAUGUGCUAUGUACUAUAGUGCUAACUACUGUCAACCAGUAGUAUAAAACAGUAUAGGCAAGCCAAGUAUCAAUGACAUUGCCGAAAAAAGUUAUGUGGCGUAUUCAAUGCUCAAAAAUUACUUCUACCAUGAGCAAAAGAUCUAUKUCCAAAGCGAUGAUGCAGCUCUUACACUAUCAAUCUUUAAAAGUUUCAAACACAAAUAAAUUGAGAAACAUCAAGAUUGCUCAAAAAAGUUACAAGUCUACCCCCACGAGCAAUGAAAGCAUGACCGCAGAGAUUUGUUUACCAUGUCAAUCAGUAAAUGUUUCAAAUACAAAGUAUUCUAGUGACACACGAAUUGCAAGCCAAGUAGAAAUCAUACCGAUGCCAGUGAAAGUGAUAGAUUGUGGGACCACUACUAUUAGUAAAAAAUAUAUUAUGGAUGAUAAGGUUGUCUGCAGCGAAGCUUUUGGAACUACCACUGUACCUAUUGAUGAAAAAUAUGAAACUUUAGUUCACAAUAUUAGAGCCAAAGUUGGUCCGUAUGUUUGCCAAAUUUGUCAUAAAUAUUUUAAACAUAUUAAUAGCUUGGACGAGCACAAUAAAAGACACAAGCCAAAUGGAAACGAAAUACCAGUGGAUGUAAAUCGGCCACACGUGUGUGACAUUUGCGGGCUGUCAUUUAAGAAGAUAUACACCCUAACUGUGCACUAUAGGAUGCAUACUGGACAUAAACCAUUUACAUGCAAUGUCUGCAACGAAAAGUUUACAUGUUCGUCAAACCGGUCAGUACACAUGAGAACACACACAGGAUAUCGGCCAUAUGUUUGCAAUAGUUGUGGAUAUGCGUUUAAUCAAUCGCACGUGCUGACCGAACACAUGAGGCUACACACUGGUGAAAGGCCAUACAAAUGUGGUAUGUGCAAGUCAGCAUUUGUUUCCAGUGGAUUACUUAGAAAACACAUCAUACGAAAACAUAACAAACACGCCUAACUUUCAUAAAUUAUAUAACUACUCAUUACAUUGGUAAAACCGAUACAAAUAAAGAAACCUGACCUAAAAUAAAAAUGUUUUUUGUAAUCAUCCUAAGGCCAGAUCCUGUUGUUUAUAAAUUGCAGGCAAUAACAAAUUUUGAAUUGUCUAAGAUGAUAUAUUAUAAUUAUGGCCUAGGUUUCAGGACAUAUUGUAAUAAUAAACUUUCAAACAUUUUUAUUCUACAAUCUAAUUUGUCCCAUGAAUGAUAUAAGCAAUUUUUACUUUUUAUUGUUUAUAUUAUUGAUAGAAUAUUAGAUAAUACAAGUUGUAAACAUAGAUAUAAUACAUGUCUAUGGCUGUAAGAACAGUUAUUAUGGAUGUGUACAAGUUAAAAUUAUAUUUAUUGGUUUAUUAUAUUAUUGGAUAAAA